CUUCUGUAUGGGUCCGAGACGUGGCGGGUGACCAAGACCACUACCAGCAAGAUACAGAUUUUCAUCAACAAGUGCUUGCGACACAUCCUCAACAUCAGAUGGCCUGAGAAGAUCUCAAACACAGACCUGUGGAAGAGAACCAGCCAGAACCCGGUCGGUCAAGACAUCAAGAAGAGAAAAUGGGGCUGGAUAGGCCACACACUUCGAAAACCACUCGACAACGUCGCAAGGCAAGCACUGGACUGGAACCCACAAGGGAAAAGGAAAGUGGGGAGACUCAAACAGACGUGGAGAAGAUCUGUCGAGAGCGAAGUGAAGGCCGCUGGAAUGACGUGGACCCAGCUGAAGAGAGCAGCCCAGAACAGAGUCCGUUGGCGUGGUGUUGUUGCGGACCUAUGCUCCCCCAGGAGUCAACAGGAAAAUUGAUUUUUGAACAAGGAUGGGUUGGGUUCAGCCUGUCCAGAUCGCGUGUUAAUGGAGUCUUGUCCUACACAGCAGAGGAGUCGGAGACAUGUCCACUCACUCUUAAAAAGUCGACCAAUGACGAGCCUCUCAUUCUUUUUCUCAUUGAUAUCAAGAAACAAAGCAUCAAUGUGACUGCUAUGGGUAAACAAGACAACAUACUGAUGGCGAAGGAAAAGGUUGAAGCAGAUAAAGGUCAGAAGAAAGUCAAACGUGCAUCAGGAGAACAAUCAAAAAAUCAGGAUAAGCCAGCGGUGCUCCCGAAACAAGCGGAAAAACUGAGCGAUGACAAGAAAUCAGAGCAGAUUGCGCAGAACCCAAAAGCUGAAGCCGUUGAUGUGCCAGGGACAUUCAAUCUGAGCAGUCGCAAGCAGCUGACUUUAGAUUUGGGGGAAAUCCACGGCACCUACAACUUCAGUUUCCGCAUGGUGUUUGGCUCAGAGGCCGAGGGCCUGUACAGCUUGAAGUUCCACUACUGCCAAAACAGGGAGCCGGGAAUCGACAGGGCCUACUCAUUUGCAGUGGAAGUGACGGAGAAGAAUCCUGAUGGCUACCUCUCUGCAGCGGAAAUCCCUCUGUCUCGCCUUUACCUUUAUAUGGCUGGAGUUUUCUUCACUGCUGCUCUGGUCUGGGUGUACAAUCUCAUGAAGCACAGUUACAGUGUGUUCAAGAUCCACUGGCUGAUGGCAGCGCUAGCUUUCACAAAGUCCACGUCACUGGUUUUCCACAGUAUCAACUAUUACUUCAUCAACACUGAGGGGCAUCCUAUUGAGGGCUGGGCCGUCAUGUAUUAUAUAACACACCUGCUAAAGGGGGCGCUCCUGUUCAUCACACUGGCGCUGAUUGGUACCGGCUGGGCUUUCGUGAAAUACAUCCUGUCCGACAAGGAGAAGAAGAUCUUCAUGAUCGUCAUUCCUCUGCAGGUCCUGGCUAACGUCGCCUACAUCAUCAUUGAGUCUACAGAGGAGGGCUCCAGCGAGUACUACGUGUGGAAGGAGAUCCUCUUUCUGGUGGACCUUAUCUGCUGUGGAGCCAUCCUUUUCCCUGUUGUGUGGUCGAUCCGUCACCUACAAGAGGCUUCAAGCACCAAUGGCAAUGAUGCCAUGUAUUUGGAGAAGCUCAAGCUCUUCCGCCAUUAUUAUGUGAUGAUCGUGUGUUACAUCUACUUUACAAGGAUCAUAGCCAUUCUGCUCAAGAUCACUAUGCCUUUCCGGUGGCAGUGGUGCUAUGAGUUUCUGGUGGAGGUGUCGACUCUCAUCUUCUUUGUGUUGACGGGCUACAAGUUUCGCCCAGCAUCCAAUAACCCCUACCUCCAGCUUCCCCAGGAUAAGGACGACGUCGAGAAUGAUGAAGUAGUGACUGAGUCAGGCGCACUCGAGGGUAUUUCCAAAGUCAAGAAGACGUCCAACGGACGCGAGCGCCAGAAAGAGUCCACCUUGUGAGCAGGAAGCUGCAUCUUUGGGAGUGGCCAACUAAACAUCCCCAGGCCAGCUGACAGAAAGGGGUACACACACACACACACGGACCAAGGCUCCCCACUUCCAGUGACAGCUCUGCUAUUGAAACUCUUUACGUGGUUGCAGUGGUUGUGCCCACUGUCUGGCUAUGCAAAAAAAAAA
Molecule: messenger RNA, 2081 nt
Organism: Oreochromis niloticus (Nile tilapia)
Lineage: Eukaryota; Metazoa; Chordata; Actinopteri; Cichliformes; Cichlidae
Product: protein GPR108
Exons: 17
Coding region: 180-1904 (574 amino acids)
Biological process (GO): transport
Cellular component (GO): membrane; Golgi apparatus
Source: RefSeq, a predicted model, not a curated record